Messenger RNA from Candidozyma auris, 1236 nucleotides. RefSeq lists its product as uncharacterized. Lineage: Eukaryota; Fungi; Ascomycota; Pichiomycetes; Serinales; Metschnikowiaceae. Gene Ontology annotation, molecular function: ATP hydrolysis activity; GTP binding. The record is from RefSeq and is a predicted model, not a curated record. The coding region runs from base 1 to 1236 and encodes 411 amino acids. Gene Ontology annotation, cellular component: cytoplasm. The transcript has a single exon.
AUGGGUAAAGAUACAGUAAUAGGAAUUGUCGGCAAACCUUCCAGCGGAAAAUCGACAACACUUAAUGCCUUGACCGAUGCCAACGCCAAAGUUGGUGCGUUUCCAUUUACUACUAUAGACCCUAACAAGGCGACAGGAUACUUGGAAGUGGAUUGUGCGUGUAAAAGAUUCGGAAAGAGCGAUAUAUGUAAACCAAACUACGGUUACUGCAGAGAUGGCAAAAGAGGAGUUCCUAUCAUGCUUUUAGAUGUUGCUGGGUUGGUUCCGAAUGCUCACUUGGGAAGGGGAUUGGGGAACAAGUUUCUCAGUGAUUUGACCGAGGCCGACUGUCUUCUUCAUAUUGUGGAUGCAAGUGGCACUACUGAUGCCGAAGGAAAGGAAACUAGAGGCUAUGAUCCGCUCAAGGAUAUUGAAUGGCUCCAAGACGAGAUCUUCAAGUGGAUUUUGGGGAACUUGACAGAAAAAUGGGGCUCUGUAGUCAGACGUCAUACUGCCACCAAGUCGACCACGUUAGAGACACUUAGACAGCAACUAGGAGGCUAUUAUGCCAACAAACAGUUAAUUGGAAAGGCAUUAGACACUAUACCUAAUCUACCGCCUUUGCAAGAAUGGGACACAGAGAUGGUCGAGAGAGUCGUCAGAGCUUUCAUGUCGGUCAAAUUCCCUACUGUGCUUGCGUUGAACAAAAUGGACCAUCCAGACGCCGACAAAAAUGUGUCGAAGAUCAUGCUCAAAUACCCUGAUCUGAAGUGCGUGCUCACAUCGUCACUCACUGAGGUUCUUCUAAGGAAGUUGGCUAAGCAAAACUUCAUCAAGUAUGACCUGGGCACCGAAUUUGUUGACACAGCAGAGGAUCUUCCAGACGCAGGGUUGCGUGAAAUGGACGAAAAGCUCCAAAACAGAAUAGAAAAUAUUAGAGAUUUGGUUCUCUACAGAUUUGGCUCUACAGGUGUUGUACAGCUUUUGCAAGCCGCAGCUGAAGUUUUAGACCUAGUGCCCGUGUUCCCUGUGAGGAACAUACAGUCUUUCACGGGCAGUUCAGGCAGUCUUGUUUUCAGAGACUGCGUCUUGGUGAAGCGUGGCCUGUCGGUGAUAUCGGUUGCGAGAAAGAUCAUGGGCGAUGUGACAAUUGCGGCCAUUGAGGGUGUGGGUGGUCUUCGUGUAGGGGAGGAAGACACAAUUGAUGUGGGGAAGAAUGAUAUUCUCUCGUUCAAAUUGGUGCCUGGUGGUCACUAA